UAAGCACCCUCUAAUCUAGAGAGAGAAACAUUAAUGUAAUAAAAACAAAUUUGAGAGAGAAUAAAAAGAAAAGCAAAGAAACAAUAUUGGAAGAAGAACAAGAAGAAAAGAAUGAAAGGAAGAAGUGAUAUCCAUCAUUCAAUUGCAUGUGCUUCUCCUUCAAUCCCCAUAAUAUUUCCCCCUUUCUCUCCUCUCCUCCAUUAAUCAAAUCCCUCCCCUCUCUCCCCAAUUCCAACUUAAUCAACUUCACUUUCUAGGGUUCUUAAUUUCCUUUUCAUCAUCACUUAACCAAAAAAGCUCAUCACAUCACAUUCAUAUUAUAUACACACAUAUACCCAUAAUACCCAUUUAUGCACUCAUUAGAAUUAUGCAUAUUUUUGUGUGAGAGAGGGAUAGGAAAGUAAAAGAAAGAAUCUUUUUUCACUUUUCUUUUGAAUUUAUCAGAAGAAGAAGAAUGAAAAGACUCAAUCUUUUUCUCUUUUUCUGAUUCAAUUUGGCUUCUUUUUUGACUUGGAAUACAAAAAAAAGUUUGAAAAUCACUCCUCACUGGAUUUAUACAAGGAAAAGAGGAGUUGGGUAUUGGUGAUGCUUAUGUAAAGAUUGAAAAUUUGUUUGAAAGAUGAUGGCUAUGGAGAAAGAUUUUGAUUCAAAGCUUAGGAUUCAAAGCAGCAAUAACUCUUCAGCAUCUUCUUCACCAUCCUCUUCUGUUUCUUCUAAUAAUAAGAACAUCGCUAAUGUGCAGAGAUCUAAAAGCUUUGCAUUCAGAGCUCCCCAAGAAAAUUUUAGUAUUCAAGAUUUUGAGCUUGGCAAGAUCUAUGGCGUUGGUUCUUAUUCUAAGGUAGUCAGAGCAAAGAAGAAGGAUAAUGGAAUGGUUUAUGCCUUGAAAAUCAUGGACAAAAAGUUCAUCACAAAAGAAAAUAAAACAGCUUACGUGAAGUUGGAACGCAUUGUUCUUGAUCAAUUGGAUCAUCCUGGAAUUGUUAGGCUAUUUUUUACUUUUCAAGAUUCUUUUUCUCUUUACAUGGCACUUGAAUCGUGUGAAGGUGGAGAGCUUUUUGACCAAAUAACCAGAAAAGGCCGUUUAUCAGAAACUGAAGCUCGCUUCUAUGCGGCAGAAGUAGUGGAUGCUCUUGAAUACAUACAUGGCAUGGGGUUAAUACAUCGAGAUAUCAAGCCGGAGAACUUGCUGCUUACAGCAGAUGGACAUAUUAAAGUUGCUGAUUUUGGGAGUGUGAAGCCAAUGCAGGAUAGCCGCAUCACUGUCCUUCCAAAUGCAACCUCAGAUGAUAAGGCUUGCACAUUCGUGGGCACAGCCGCAUAUGUCCCUCCAGAAGUCCUCAACUCUUCUCCUGCAACAUUCGGAAAUGACCUCUGGGCACUUGGCUGCACCUUGUACCAGAUGCUUUCCGGAACUUCUCCUUUCAAAGAUGCCAGUGAAUGGCUAAUAUUUCAAAGAAUUAUAGCCCGGGAUAUUAGAUUUCCCAACUAUUUUUCAGAAGAAGCUAGAGAUCUAAUUGAUAGGUUAUUGGAUUUAGAGCCCCGCAGAAGACCAGGUGCCGGACUUGAGGGCUACGCUGCACUAAAAAUCCAUCCGUUCUUCAAGGGAACUAACUGGACAAAUCUAAGAGACCAGACUCCUCCAAAACUCGCUUUGGAGGCCCAGUCUGGCGAUAGUGAGCAUGAUGCUGAUUCUUCAUGGAAUCCGACACAUAUUGGGGAUGGUUCAGCAAGACAAAGUGAUGGCAAUCUUGGAGCUUCAUCAUCUGGUUCUAUUACUAGACUUGCUUCAAUAGACUCUUUUGAUUCCAAAUGGCAACAGUUUUUGGAUCCAGGGGAAUCGGUUCUUAUGAUCUCAAUGGUGAAAAAAUUACAGAAAAUAACAAGCAAAAAAGUGCAGCUGAUUCUCACUAACAAGCCAAAAUUGAUAUAUGUUGAUCCAUCGAAAUUAGUGGUAAAAGGCAACAUAAUUUGGUCUGACAAUUCCAAUGACCUGAGUGUACAGGUUUCAAGUCCAUCACAUUUCAAGAUUUGUACGCCGAAGAAGGUAAUGUCAUUUGAGGAUGCAAAACAAAGGGCUUGGCAAUGGAAAAAGGCAAUUGAGAGUCUUCAAAAUCCGUGAAAACUUAUCUGUGACUUUUACGUUCAUUCUUUGGUGUUAUGAUAUUGUAGAGCAAUUCAGGAUUCUUAAUGCUGUUGAUAUCCCAGAGGAUUAUUUAUUAUCCGGAAAGAGGCUGAAGUUGCAGAUUUUACAUCAGUCGGCUGCUCCCUCUAGCUCUCGAUCGCGGUUGGUUAGAACUGAAGCUUCGAUGAGGGUUUUAUUGUCCAUUUUAAAGCUUUGUAUGAUUAAUUUGUUUGAACCUGAUUUGCAGGGUUUGUAGGGGGGUAUGGUUCGGAACUCGUUUACUGUAUUUAAAGUUACACGCCAUCAAUGAAAAUUUAUAUUCACGAAA
Mercurialis annua (annual mercury) is the source of this 2450-nucleotide messenger RNA. RefSeq names its product 3-phosphoinositide-dependent protein kinase 2. Lineage: Eukaryota; Viridiplantae; Streptophyta; Magnoliopsida; Malpighiales; Euphorbiaceae. Gene Ontology annotation, biological process: peptidyl-serine phosphorylation; intracellular signal transduction. The record is from RefSeq and is a predicted model, not a curated record. The transcript is spliced from 11 exons. The coding region runs from base 620 to 2119 and encodes 499 amino acids. Gene Ontology annotation, molecular function: protein serine/threonine kinase activity; ATP binding.